CUUUCAAUGAGUUCUUUCUCAAUUGAAUUACUGUUAAUGUUGCAUUCUGGCACUUUGAAAAAUCUUCGGCGAUCUCUUUUUUUUCAUCAGUCAAAAGUCGUGCUUUUUCUUUUCCUUGCAAACGAUAGAGUUGGGCCAACGUUUCCUUAAUUUCGACAGAGGUAUUGUCAAUAAUUUUAUUGGUUUUUGCUAUUACUGGUUAAUACGGACCUAUAGUUACGAAACUAAUCUCUUUCUUGUUAUUGCAGUUUCGAAAUUCACAAGCAAGGACGUCCCAAGCAAGCGAUUCGUAGCCGACCCUCCGAGGUCACUGAACGAGUCAAUUGCAAACAUCAAGGCGUACGCCACAAAGCUCGUGGACGACGACCGCAACGGUGAUAUCGAGGACGGUCAGAGACAGGGCUGGAAGCUGCUCGAGGUCCUGUUUCAAAUUGAGUUCUACGAGCUCACAGGGGCCACUCCACCCUUGGCUUUGCAAAAGGCAAAGCCUAAAUCCAAGUGGGAGAUCGCAAAAGCGGAGAAGUUUGAGAAAGAGGCCUUGGCCCUCUUGACUUCAGAACAGAGAGCUAAGUUCGACGAGGACGAAGCCCUCAUUCGGAGAGACAAAGAGGCGCAGAACGCUCUACGACAGGAGGUUCGCGCGGCCAAAAAGAGGAAGUGGGACGCAGUGGAAGAGGCAAAGAUACGCCUGGUAGAGAAGGAAGCGAAAGACAAGCGAGAGGCGUACGAGCGUUCUAAACUUCGUAGGGUUGAUCCUCCAGCCUGUCAGGUUAACACGGCAGCCCCAGUCACGGUUCCGUUUGUUACACCAAGCGGAGACCCGGUUCUACCAGGACACUCCUACCACAACCUGUGGACGGCCAUCACCACAAAGACAUUCCCUAUCCGGAAUAUAUAUUCAGAUCAACAGUUUUUAUAUUCGUUUUAGCUGAUCAAAUGUGAUCAUUAUGGGGAUUCCUCUGUUUUAUCAGUGGCUCGUAAAAAAAUACCCCUUUAUUGUCAAGUAUAUAAAUCCAGUGGAGGUAAGUUACAAACACAAAGGCUUCUUUGUUUAUAAAGGGUCACUUAGAUCUGAAACAUCAAAUUCAUUUUGAUAGGUUACCCCUUUAUCGACGUGAGCCAAUAAAAGUUUUCAACUUCUUCCGAAGUGUGGCCGAUGUUGCAUCCCCCAAACGUCAACACUACAAUAUGAAAGAUUUUUCUCACUUUGAAGGUCUAUCUGGAACGGUUUUCCUUUCUAGGCAUUGCGUUGAGGCUGGGUGUACAAUUGAAACUCCGGUGCAAGGGUUAGAGCCGAUUUUUGACUGCCACGUUGUUUGUCUAAGCUAUCAAAACUCACAACAGAACGAUGAACCUUGCAUGGACCAAGUGAUUCAGAGAGCAGCCCCAGGCAAAAAAGAAGAAAGAAAUCGAGACCUACACCCAGUACUCAGUACCUACACUCACCAACACUCCUGGUACUCAGAUGCUCAGCGCCAAGAUGUUCGACGAACGGAUGCCAAACGUCCGGUAGCCGAACUUCCGCUCGCCCAACGUCCGGUAGCCCAACGUCCGGUUGCCGAACGCCCGUUCGACCAACGUCCGGUAGCCAAACUCCCGUUUGUACACGCCCAACGUCCGGUAACCGAAAACUCGUCCGCCCAUCGUCCGGUAGCCGAACGUCCGUCCGCCCAACGUCCGUCCGCCCAACGUCCGUCCGCCCAACGUCCGGUAGCCCAACGUCCGGUAACCGAAAAUCCGUCCGCCCAUCGUCCGGUAGCCGAACGUCCGUUCGCCCAACGUCCGGUUGCCGAACGCCCGUUCGUACACGCCCAACGUACGGUAACCGAAAACCCGUCCGCCCAUCGUCCGGUAGUCGAACGUCUGUCCGCCCAACGUCCUGUAGCCGAACGUCCGUUUGCCCAACGUCCGGUAGCCCAACGUCCGGUAACCGAAAACCCGUCCUCCCAUCAUCCGGUAGCCGAACGUCCGUUCGCCCAACGUACGGUAGCCGAACGUCCGUCCGCCCAACGCCCGUUCACCCAACGUCCGGUUGCCAAACGAUCGGAUGCUCAUCACGAAGAUGUUCAAGACCCAGAUGUUCGACGCCAUGAUAUUCGACGCCCUGAAAUGGGAAGAGCUCGAUUACCAGGCAAAUACCCAGAACCAUUCCAAAGAUAA
Molecule: messenger RNA, 2160 nt
Organism: Daphnia pulex (common water flea)
Lineage: Eukaryota; Metazoa; Arthropoda; Branchiopoda; Diplostraca; Daphniidae
Product: translation initiation factor IF-2-like
Exons: 3
Coding region: 1189-2160 (323 amino acids)
Biological process (GO): chromosome condensation
Molecular function (GO): structural constituent of chromatin; DNA binding
Source: RefSeq, a predicted model, not a curated record